Messenger RNA from Notolabrus celidotus (New Zealand spotty), 2464 nucleotides. RefSeq names its product potassium voltage-gated channel, subfamily G, member 3 (gene kcng3). Lineage: Eukaryota; Metazoa; Chordata; Actinopteri; Labriformes; Labridae. Gene Ontology annotation, cellular component: membrane; voltage-gated potassium channel complex. The transcript has 2 exons. Gene Ontology annotation, biological process: protein homooligomerization; potassium ion transmembrane transport. The record is from RefSeq and is a predicted model, not a curated record. Gene Ontology annotation, molecular function: protein binding; delayed rectifier potassium channel activity. The coding region runs from base 389 to 1654 and encodes 421 amino acids.
GAACAAUUUCUGCCGUUUUCUUGAGACGGCAGCACGUUGGAGGUAAUUGUGCGUAAAAUUACGCACUCUAUUUUUUCUGUAUGAGUUUUUUGUCUCUCAGUGCAUGCUUCCGUGCGCGCGCCCCUGUGACAUCAUUGAUGGGAUUGGCUCCCCUGACUGGGGUGGAGAGCCUCCUCUACAGGCUACAGAGGGAGAAGAAGAGGAGUGAGGGACAGUGGGGAUAGUUUCCACCAGCCACGGAGCUUAGCGCAGGGACACCUAUACCCAGAGUGAACCACGCCCCGGGGGACAGGGGGUGACUGCUGCGCCUGAGGUCUCCAAAACUCCUGACAUGGAAGGGGGAGCGGACGGAGAAGAGGAGUUUUAAGUUUGGUUACAGGUUGGCAAGAUGAAGUUCGAGGAAAGCAUCUGCGUGCUCAACGUAGGGGGGACCCGGUACGCCUUCACCCGUGAGGUGAUCAGGGAUUUCCCUCUCCGGCGCGUCAGCCGACUUCAUGCAUGCGCAACCGAGAAAGAGGUUCUGGAACUGUGCGACGACUAUGACCGGGACCGAAAUGAGUUUUUCUUCGACCGCCACGCGCAGGCUUUUGUGUUCAUCAUGCUGUACGUGCGCUCUGGCAAACUCCGCUUUGUCCCCGGAGUGUGUGAGCUGUCUUUCUACACCGAGAUGCUCUACUGGGGACUGGAGAGCGCGCACUUGGACACCUGCUGUCAGAAACGCCUGGACGACAGGAUGUCCGAGAUUGGAAUGGACUCCGAGGAGGGCAUCCAGGUGUCCGGGGAUGAGCCCCAGAGUCCGGUAGAGCCAGUGCAACGGACUGCGCUCACAGGGCGCGCGAAAUGGCUCGAGAUGAUGCGCAAAGCAUUCGAGGAGCCAAACUCUUCGCUUUUUGCGCAGCUUCUAGCUUCAGUAUCAGUGAUCUUUGUGAUCGUUUCUAUGGUCAUGCUGUGCGCAAGCACCCUGCCGGACUGGGACACAGCCAAGAAAACUACUGUAGAAGAGCACAGGAUAGUGGAGGCCGUGUGCAUUGGCUGGUUCACAGCAGAGUGCAUGGUACGCUUCCUGGUGGCAAGAAACAAGUGGGACUUCCUUCGCCGGCCGCUGAACAUCAUCGAUGUCAUAGCCAUCACCCCUUAUUACGUCACCAUGGCGCUGGCCCGGGCAGGGAUGCCUAGUGCGGGUCUCGGGGUCGCUGGGAUUUUCUUGCGGGUCUUGAGGAUGAUGCGUGUGUUUUGGCUCAUGAAGCUGGCCAGACACUUCCUGGGGCUGCAGACUCUGGGCCUGACGCUAACGCGAUGUUACCGGGAGAUGGUGAUGCUGAUGGUGUUUGUGUGCGUUGCCAUGGCGAUAUACAGCGCCCUGGCUCAGCUGCUGGAGCACGGCUUGGACUUGGGAAUGCAGAACCCGGAUUACGCCAGUAUCCCAGCAGCCGCCUGGUGGGUCAUCAUCUCGAUGACGACAGUGGGCUACGGGGAUGUGUACCCGGUGACUGUCGGGGGGCGGGUUCUAGGGGGGAUGUGUGUGGUGAGCGGGAUUGUUCUCCUGGCACUGCCCAUCACGUUUAUCUACCACAGUUUUGUACAGUGUUACCAUGAACUCAAAGUCCGCUCUGCCAGAAUAGCACGCAGCCUGUCAAUAGAGGCUCUGCAGUGAAAACACAUCUUUCCAAAACAUUAACUGCUGCAUCCAUCAGGCAGGGGCGGGUCUAGACUUUUUCAACUGGGGUGGCCCGAGCGGGGCUCUGACAUAUGCAGGGUGGCAUGAUAUAUGUGUACACAUUACUGACUGUACUGUAUAUAAAGAUGGAUGACAGUUCUCCAACUCCUGCAAUUAUACAAAAAUGAAGCCAAAACAGCCAGUCACUUGGAGCCAGUCCGCAUUGUAGCAAAAGGUAGAGCUGGGAUAUUGACAUCCCGCCCCCUCUGCUCAGCAAAACACACACAUAACCUAAGAAUCAAACACAAAAAGGCCUAAAGGUAGUACAAGCUACAGCCGAACAAAUUCUGGUGUCAGUUUCAAGCAGAUACUUAAGGUUAUGGAAGCUGAAUGACUCUUGUGUUUAUGUUUCCUCUCCCUGUUCCUGUUCUACUCUGCUAAUCUGGUGCACACAGCGCAGCAGGAGCCACAUUCAUCAACAGAGCUGUCAGCCAUGGCGUUAUAGCCCUUUAUUAAAGCAUCAAAUAAAUAAUCACAACUAAACUUUUUAAAAAAAGGACACAAAGACAUUACUCAGCAUGAUAAAAACAUAAUUUUAUGACAGAAAGCCGGUUUAAUGAAUAUGUUUCAAGUCUUUUAUUUUUUGCAUUUAAAUUAUAUUUAAUUUUUAUUAUACACUGACAUAAACAAAAACAACCCAUCUGGAACCCUGGUUACAUUGAAAUAUACUUACAUAAAGAAUGUUGAUCUGGUUAAAGGUUCUUUGUUAGUACAAUAGAAAAUAAAAUGUAUACUGUUCCAGAUGUA